AUGAGUUUGUCCUGCUCCUCAUCUGGAUCCUCCCUCUCUUUCCUCUGGCUGAACGGCAGCUCUGAGGUUACAGCCAGCGACAGAGUUCAGCUCACUGAUGGAGGCUCUACUCUCACUAUAGUUAAUGUGACCCGCUAUGACCAGGGACCAUUCAGGUGUCGUGUGUUCAGUCCUUUCAGUAAUGGCACCAGUGAUCCAGUAAACCUCACCAUCAGGUAUGGCCCAGAAAAUAUUUAUUUCACAAUAUCUCCGACACAAGAAUACUUUGAGGAAGGAUCAAACAUCAGUCUGUCCUGUUCAGCUGUCUCCAGACCCUCUGCCUUGUUUAACUGGUUUCUGAAUGGAGACCUGCCAUCUGAUACUGGACCAGAGCUCACACUGAUAAACAUUCAGAUGAGUCGUAGUGGUAACUACAGCUGCCAGGCCUUUAACAAAAAAACCAUGAGAUAUCAAACUUCUCAGCCAUCAGUUGUCUCUGUACUGG
Messenger RNA from Micropterus dolomieu (smallmouth bass), 484 nucleotides. Its product is annotated as carcinoembryonic antigen-related cell adhesion molecule 1-like. The annotation marks the transcript as partial. The transcript is spliced from 2 exons. The record is from RefSeq and is a predicted model, not a curated record. NCBI's taxonomy places the organism in Eukaryota, Metazoa, Chordata, Actinopteri, Centrarchiformes, Centrarchidae.